Molecule: messenger RNA, 3189 nt
Organism: Mangifera indica (mango)
Lineage: Eukaryota; Viridiplantae; Streptophyta; Magnoliopsida; Sapindales; Anacardiaceae
Product: receptor-like protein 1
Exons: 11
Coding region: 326-3088 (920 amino acids)
Molecular function (GO): protein binding
Source: RefSeq, a predicted model, not a curated record
AGGAUUAAUAUUGUAGAUAUUAUUAAACAUAUUUUUUAGAUAUAUUUUUAAACAGUAUAAUGAACUUAUGAUAUUUGAAUUGGGUUAGUUUUACUAAAUUCUCUUCCAAGUAUUUAAAAUUUCAAGUAAUUCAUAUAUAGUUGAAAAUUUCAAGUAAUUGCUUGUUGAUAUCUAUGCUAUGUGUGACAGCUUAUUUAUUUAAAUUUUUGGUGCAGGGUUAGGAAAUUUGACAAACUUGAAAAUAUUGUAUCUAAGUGGUAAUGAGAUCAAUACUUCUCUAGCCAAUUUAGGUUUGGAAAAUUUGAAAAAUCUAGAAGAACUUAGGAUGGUAUAUACUAGAUUGAGCGGUGUGCUUACUUCAUUAGGUUUAGCAAAUAUGACAAAGUUGAAAAUGUUGGAUCUAAGUGACAACCAAAUCAACACUUCUCUAGCAAGUUUAGGUUUACAAAAUAAAAAAAGUUUGGAAGAGUUAUAUAUGAGUAACAUUGGAAUGAGUGGUUCUCUUGCUGCUCUAGGUUUAGCAAAUAUGACAAAUUUGAAAAUAUUAGAUCUAAAUUUUAAUCAAAUCAACACUUCUCUCGCAAGUUUAGGUUUACAAAAUUUAAAAAGUUUGGAAAAGUUGUAUAUGCGGGAUAAUGGAAUAAGCGGUUCUCUUGUUUCGUUAGGGUUAGAAAAUUUGACUAAUUUGAAAAUAUUGGAUUUAAGUGAUAAUCAAAUCACCAAUGCUAAAGUUUUAGCGAAUCUGACAAACUUAAAAGUAUUGGAUCUAAGUUCAAAUCAAAUCAACACUUCUCUAAUAGGUUUAGAUUUAAAAUAUUUGAAAAACUUGGAACAAUUGUAUAUGAGAUCUAUUGAAAUGAGCAGUGACUCUCUUUCUUUAGGUCUAGCAAAUUUGACAAAUUUGAAAGUAUUGGAUCUACAUGAUAAUCAUAUUAACAACUCUUUGGAAAGCUUAGGAAUAUGUAAAUUGAAAAACUUGGCUGAAUUGCAUCUCGAUUUCAACAGUCUCAAUGAUCACCACUUGAAUUGCCUACACAACUUAACUAAUCUUAAGAUUCUUGAUCUUUCAGGCAAUCAGUUAAGUGGGAAGUUCUUGUCAUUUGUUGCUCAUGAUCUCACAUCCCUUGAAUAUUUGUCACUUUCCCAUAACAUUUUAGAAAAUUCCUUGACUUAUGAUCUGUUUCAACCUACAAGUGAAAAUCGGCUUCCAACAUAUCAAUUGAAGGUCAUCCUAUUACGUAAUUGCAGCUUAGAUGUCAUUCCUCUUUUUCUUUCAUAUCAUUACAAUUUAAUAUCUAUUGACCUCUCUGAUAACAAAUUGGUUGGAAAUUUUCCUGCUUGGUUGUUAGAAAAUAACACCAAAUUACAACAUCUAAGUUUACAGAAUAACUCAUUCUCAGGAAUCUUUCAAGUGCCCAAGUCUAAAUGCAAUCUAAAUCUUCUAAAUAUUGCUAGCAACAAUUUCAUAGGUCAACUACCCAAGAAUAUAGGUUCAAUUUUGCCAAGAUUGUCGUAUAUAAACAUGUCAAAGAAUUUAUUAGAAGAUAGUAUUCCUUCUUCAAUGGGUGAAAUAAAGAGACUUAAUUUUUUGGACUUGUCUAGUAAUAAUUUUUCUGGAGAGUUACCUGAUAAUUUUUUUAGUGGUUGUAUCUCAUUAACAAUGGUAAAGUUAUCAAAUAACAAAUUUCAGGGGCGAAUUUUUCCUAAGUAUAUGAACCUGACUCAAUUGGAGUGGUUAUACUUAGAUAACAACAACUUUAGUGGGAAGAUUGGAAAUGGGCUCUUGAAUGCAACUUUUUUACAUUAUUUAGAUAUAAGCAACAACAAGGUAUCAGGUGAAAUUCCACAUUGGAUUGGAAAAAUUUCAAGUCUUUCUUAUCUUUACAUGUCGAAUAAUCUUUUAGAAGGUACUCUUCCCAUUCAGCUAAGUAAUCUUGAAAGACUUUUAGUGCUAGAUGUCUCUGAAAAUAGGAUGUCGGGAUCCAUAGCAUGUGACUUUAAUCUUUCAGUGAUGUAUCUUUACAUGCAAAAGAAUGCUCUUAGUGGAUCAAUCCCAAAUUCAUUGUUCCAAAACUCUAAAUUGAUUACACUUGAUUUGAGGGACAAUAAGUUUUCUGGAAGUAUUAAUCCCUAUUGGUUUAAUGAUCGAUCACAUCUUCAUUUUCUUCUCUUGUCAGGUAAUCAACUACAAGGGAAUAUUCCUAAUCAAUUGUGUCAACUAAGAAACCUAGGUCUCUUAGAUCUUUCACAUAACAUACUCAAUGGGUCAAUACCUUCAUGCUUUACUAAUUUGACAUGUUGGAGUAAGGUAGGAGACAUUGAUUGUACAAUUGACUCUAUUGGGGAUUUAUGGUACAUUUAUAGUGAGGAACUAGAUUUUCACUAUACAUCCACUUAUAUGGUGGAAGGAUUAUCUGAAUAUUCAAAACUACAAAUAAUCUUUGAAGUAGAAUUUAUGAUGAAAAGUAGAUUAGAGUCGUACAAGGGAUAUACUUUUGAAAAUGUUGUCGGAUUGGAUUUGUCAGACAAUGAAAUAAUUGGUGAAAUCCCAUCAACAAUUGGAGAGCUUGAAGGAGUUUUAGUAUUAAAUUUGUCUUACAAUUCAUUAUCAGGAACUAUACCAGAGAGUUUUGUCCAUUUGAAAGAGAUAGAGAGCUUAGAUCUUUCCCACAAUAAAUUAAGUGGACAAAUUCCUCCACAAUUAACUCAAAUAUAUAAUUUGGAGGUCUUCCAUGUGGCACACAACAACUUAUCAGGAUCCAUUCCUGAUCAAGCUCAGUUUGGGAGUUUUAAUGAAAGCGAUUUUGAAGGUAAUCCUUACCUCUGUGGUCAAUUAAUUAAGAAGAAAUGCACUAAUGUGGCAACAUCGCCACCUCCUACAGUUAUAAAAGACGAAGAAGAAGAUGAUGAAUCUGUUAUUGACAUGGAAGCAUUCAACUGGAGUUUUGCUGGAUCAUAUGUUACAAUUAUAUUGGUGUUGAUAGUGAUCCUUUGGAUCAACUCAUAUUGGUGUAGAAUUUGGUUUAAUUUUAUUGAUAUAUGUAUUUAUUUAUGUUUUCAUUGGUUUUCUAAGAAUAACUGGCAUUGAUUCUGAUAACUAUAUAUGUCAUAAUUAGUUGAUAUAAUUUUAAUUUCCAUGUAUAAGAAGCUACGAGUGAUUGAAUCCAUGUGUCAAUCAAAAUUUUAAGU